Molecule: messenger RNA, 1574 nt
Organism: Chaetura pelagica (chimney swift)
Lineage: Eukaryota; Metazoa; Chordata; Aves; Apodiformes; Apodidae
Gene: DCAF12
Product: DDB1 and CUL4 associated factor 12
Exons: 10
Coding region: 1-1374 (457 amino acids)
Cellular component (GO): Cul4-RING E3 ubiquitin ligase complex
Molecular function (GO): protein binding
Source: RefSeq, a predicted model, not a curated record
AUGGUGCCUUGGGCUUUUGGUCCUCGGGGGAAGCUGGAAAGCCUUGCUGUGUCCGGUGCUGGAGCCCCAGCAGAAGGUCCACAGUAUGAGUGGGAUCACCCAGUUCCCAAAAGGAAAAGACUCCCCCCGGUUAAGAGGUCUCUGGUGUACUACCUGAAAGGCAGAGAGGUUAAGUUGCAGAGUGAGUCCAGCUACCGCCGCGUGUUGCACGGAUACGCAGCCCAGCAGCUUCCCAGCCUCCUGAAGGAGAAGGAAUUCCACCUCGGAACCCUGAAUAAAGUGUUUGCCUCCCAGUGGCUGAACCACCGACAGGUGGUGUGUGGGACAAAAUGCAACACAUUAUUUGUAGUAGAUGUCCAGACUGGUCAAAUUACCAAGAUUCCUAUUCUGAAGGAUCGUGAGCCUGGCAUGGUGAACCAGCAGGGGUGUGGUAUUCAUGCCAUUGAGCUCAACCCCUCGAGGACCCUUCUGGCCACAGGUGGAGACAACCCCAACAGUCUUGCCAUUUAUCGUCUGCCUACACUCGAUCCUGUCUGUGUGGGAGAUGAUGGACAUAAGGACUGGAUAUUUUCAAUUGCUUGGAUCAGUGAUACUAUGGCUGUUUCUGGUUCCCGGGAUGGUUCAAUGGGUCUCUGGGAAGUCACAGAGGAUGUAUUGUCCAAAAGUGAUGCCAGGCACAAUCUCUCCCAAGUUCCUGUCUAUGCCCACAUAACACACAGGGCUCUGAAGGAUAUCCCCAAGGAGAACACCAAUCCUGACAACUGCAAAGUCCGAGCAUUGGCUUUCAACAAUAAGAACAAGGAGCUGGGAGCUGUGUCCCUAGAUGGAUAUUUUCAUCUUUGGAAAGCAGAGCACACACUAUCAAAGCUACUUUCCACGAAGUUGCCAUACUGCAGGGAGAACGUGUGUUUGGCUUAUGGUCAGGAGUGGUCAGUGUAUGCAGUAGGAUCACAAGCACAUGUCUCCUUUCUGGAUCCAAGGCAGCCUCCUCACAAUGUGAAAUCUGUCUGUUCCAAAGAACGGGGCAGUGGUAUUCGGUCGGUGAGCUUCUACGAGCACAUCAUCACGGUGGGAACAGGACAAGGCUCCUUACUGUUUUAUGAUAUCAGAGCUCAGAGGUUCCUGGAGGAAAAGCCCCCACGUGUCUGCUGUGGACAGAAGCAGAAGUUAGGAGGAAGUGAAAUUUUGAAGCUGACUACUGGCAAAGGCUGGCUGAAUCAUGAUGAAACCUGGAGGAAUUAUUUUUCUGACAUAAAUUUCUUCCCAAAUGCUGUUUACACCCACUGCUACGACUCGUCUGGAACGAAACUCUUUGUGGCAGGAGGCCCCCUUCCAUCAGGACUUCAUGGGAAUUACGCUGGUCUCUGGAGCUAAUGAUAACUCUUUAUAAAUGCUGAUCUUUACAGAGAUUUCCACUUUUAUUUUUAACAACAAAAUUGUGUGAUGCCAUUGAUUUCUGAUUUAAAUGCAAGUUAUUUUUUGGCAGAGUUUUCUGUUGGUCUCCAACAGUUUUGUACACCUUUUUGAACCAGUUUUUUGCUUUAACCUCCUUGAUCCUUUGUAUGAAGGGUUUU